Messenger RNA from Hemicordylus capensis (graceful crag lizard), 3102 nucleotides. It is a transcript of the gene PICK1, whose product is annotated as protein interacting with PRKCA 1. The coding region runs from base 324 to 1556 and encodes 410 amino acids. The record is from RefSeq and is a predicted model, not a curated record. Lineage: Eukaryota; Metazoa; Chordata; Lepidosauria; Squamata; Cordylidae. Gene Ontology annotation, cellular component: postsynaptic early endosome; neuron projection; trans-Golgi network membrane. Gene Ontology annotation, biological process: regulation of Arp2/3 complex-mediated actin nucleation; dendritic spine maintenance; receptor clustering. The transcript has 14 exons. Gene Ontology annotation, molecular function: protein domain specific binding; protein kinase C binding; phospholipid binding.
UGCUUCUGAGUAUGGGAGCCAGGAGUUCUCCAGGGGAGGGAACUGGCUGGAUGUAGCAAGCCAGGAGGACGACUCAGGUGACAAGCUAACCUCGUCCCCUGGCUGUUCCUGAGGCCGACCUUUUUGGGGGUUGCUCCAGUCAUUCUGGAGUUUAAAAAGAAUCAGCAAGUUUCACAGACUGAGAGUAAUUGCAUCUGCAUUAUCAGAAGAAUCCACAAUGCAUUCUGCAUUCACCACCACCCUCUUUGGAAAAGCACUCUCUUAUUAAAGGCAGUUUGGGACAAUCAGAAUCUCCCACAAGAAACCAUCAGUCAUUUGGAGCAAUGUUUGCAGAUUUGGACUAUGACAUUGAGGAGGACAAGCUGGGGAUUCCCACCGUGCCUGGGACGGUGACUUUGAAGAAGGACUCUCAGAAUCUGAUUGGGAUCAGCAUAGGUGGAGGAGCUCAGUACUGUCCCUGCCUCUACAUUGUUCAGGUAUUUGAUAACACUCCUGCAGCUCUAGAUGGAACUUUGGCAGCUGGUGAUGAAAUCACAGGCGUGAAUGGGAAGUCAGUCAAAGGAAAAACCAAAGUGGAAGUGGCCAAGAUGAUACAGGUGGUGAAGGGAGAAGUGACAAUACACUAUAACAAACUCCAGGCUGAUCCCAAGCAGGGAAAGACCUUGGAUAUUGUGCUGAAGAAAGUGAAGCAUCGCCUGGUGGAGAACAUGAGCUCAGGGACAGCAGAUGCCCUUGGACUAAGCCGAGCCAUCCUCUGCAAUGAUGGGUUGGUGAAGAGAUUAGAAGAGCUGGAGAGGACUGCAGAGCUAUACAAAGGCAUGACGGAACACACAAAGAGCCUCCUCAGAGCUUUCUUUGAACUGUCUCAGACGCAUAGAGCAUUUGGUGAUGUCUUCUCGGUCAUUGGUGUGCGGGAGCCUCAGCCAGCUGCCAGUGAAGCGUUUGUGAAAUUUGCAGAUGCCCAUCGCAGCAUUGAGAAGUUUGGAAUCCGCCUUCUGAAAACUAUCAAACCAAUGCUGACUGACCUGAACACCUACCUGAACAAAGCCAUUCCUGAUACAAGGCUAACUAUCAAGAAGUAUUUGGAUGUCAAGUUUGAGUAUUUGUCUUACUGCCUCAAGGUGAAGGAGAUGGAUGAUGAGGAAUACAGCUGCAUUGCGCUAGGAGAGCCUCUCUACCGGGUCAGCACUGGGAAUUAUGAAUACCGCUUAAUCCUGCGCUGUCGCCAGGAGGCACGUACGCGCUUUGCCAAGAUGAGGAAAGAUGUAUUAGAGAAGAUGGAGCUGCUAGACCAAAAACAUGUGCAAGACAUUGUGUUCCAGCUGCAGCGCUUUGUUUCCACCCUCUCCAAGUACUAUGACGACUGCUACGCUGUGCUGCGGGAUGCGGAUGUCUUCCCCAUAGAAGUGGAUCUGGCACGUACCACAUUGAGUUAUGGCCAGAAGGAUGUCUUCACAGAUGGGGCAGAGGAUGAGGAGGAAGAGGAAGGUGGUGGAAAUGGCGAAGGUACCAGGAAGGAAGAAGAGAAUGGUGAGAAACUCAUCGAUGAUGCUUGAGCUCAUAGACUUGACCAGGUGGAAAGUCCCUGCAGAGACUGAUAAAUUCUAUUUCUCUAGGCAGCUUGUCCAUGGUGACUUUUCUGUCUGUAUAAGUCCAGCCAGGGACUCAAGGCUCUGCUUUGGAUGUGGGCAGUUGGGGAUGGCUUGUGCCCGAAGUGCUCAUGCACAAUCCCUCUUCCAAAAACAGUUUCCUCAUUCCUUGUUUGACUCCCUGGCUUUUCCUGGAAUCCCAUUGCCCAUUGAAAGUGACAGGAAGGACUUGACUACCUGGGAACACCCCUCGGCCCUCAUCUCAGCAUGGCUUCCUGGGCAGAGGUGCUGUAUUGUGUGUGCAAGGGACACACACAUUUCCAUUAACUUAAAUUUCAGGGGAAUGGUUAUUGUGAUCAACCCUACCUUCUUGUGUGUGAGUGUUAAUAAGUCAAGGCCAUUUGUCCUCCAUUCUGGCAUCUAGGGGGUGGGAAACAGGCCAAAAGAUUUUGAUUUCUUCCUGCUCCUUCCACUUUUAAUCCUUAACUAGGUUUCUGUCAGUAGCUAGGUUUAAGACUGAGAAUAUGUCCCUUUCCUAUUCAUAUCAGACAAGAAAGGAAGCUAGGUUAAUGUAAGCUGGGUGACACCUUGGAGAGUCCAACCAUUAGAAGGACAUCCAGAAGAAUCAGUCUUGGUCUAUCAUUAUCCCCAACAAGAUCAAGUCAGUAUGGAUAGGUAAAAUGGAACUUGACACUGGGUUGAAUUACCCUGGCCUGUGUUCCCUGCUGGAGUCCAUUUGCAAUGACCCAUGGUUGGCCUUAACCAAAUACAGUCCUUAAGGAUCACACAGCCUGCCUUGUAGACCCUUCUGCAUAGGUGCUCAGCUGCAUAAUCUUUUCUAAAACUUAAGCCUUAUACAGUAUUUAACAAGCUGUUAUAUUUGAAAGCUUUAUAUCUGGAGGGGGGAAGUGGUGUGUGUGGAAGGUGGUCUUCGAAUGGCUGAGGUUAAAGAUGAAACCACUACUUUAAGCAUUAAAGCUCUCAAUUCUGACCUUGGACUUUCUUUACACCUACACAGUUACCUUUAUUCUUUAUGAAAUGCUACUUCUGGGAACAGGGAGCCUAUUCUGUGAGCAGCAAACCAGUGCCCCAGCCCCCCUCACUCACGUAUACAAAGCUUCCCAACACCAAAGGAAGCAGCGGGUUGGGGUGGGGGUGGGCUUCUUUGUUCUCUAGGGAAUUCUGAUGAUCCUCUGAGUUUUCUAAUGGAAUAGGUUAGCAUUUGUCCUGAUUAGUAAGAGAGUUUUUUGGGGGGGAAGGGGCAUUGACUUCUCCUCCUCUCUAUACAGUUUGUGCUAACUGGCAAGGAGAGAAGCUAUACACUUAUGGCAUAUAAGCAUUAAUUUAUGGCAUUAAUUUAUGGCAUAUAAGAUUCCCUUUGGGGUUUUGUUUUUGAUAUCCAUUGCCUCUUUCUUGUUGUGAAUGGUCACAACAAGUCCAUGUGGGUCCAGGGUGCUCUUCAGUGGCUUUUACAUGUCAAGUGGUGUGACUAAUAAAGACAAAUGUGAACUUU